Ostrinia nubilalis (European corn borer) is the source of this 3031-nucleotide messenger RNA. RefSeq names its product ubiquitin-conjugating enzyme E2Q-like protein 1. The transcript is spliced from 7 exons. NCBI's taxonomy places the organism in Eukaryota, Metazoa, Arthropoda, Insecta, Lepidoptera, Crambidae. The coding region runs from base 747 to 1505 and encodes 252 amino acids. The record is from RefSeq and is a predicted model, not a curated record.
UACAAUAGGCUGUAUAAUAUCGCGAAAAUAAAGCUCGGUGAUCAUCAUUACGAAGCUUUACGUCAGCAAGAGAUCGUCGUCAUAGAUGUCCCUCCGGAGUGGGAUACAUCAUUGUUGGGUUUUGAGCACUGUUGCGGUGAGAAUAGAGGUGUGUUUGGGUUGUGUUCUGGAGAUGGAGGGUGGAUCGAUGGAUGCGGGAGUAGUGUAGGCGCCUGGCGUGGGGCUGGGGCCCGUCAGUACGCGAGGCUUGGCGGCCGUCGCCGGGUGUGUCGCGAGCCCGCAGACGUCAUCUCGACGAGACGACUUCACCGUAGAAUCCAGCAACAUUCCUGCAGCUAAAAGUACAGAAACUGGAUUCCAAGGAUUGCAAAAGUCAGCUGUAAGUUCGUUCACACGAAGCGACCAGCCGGUGGCGGUGAUAUGCGGCGAGCCGCCGACGCACUCUGACAUCGGGCCCGCAUCGCGUCGAGGAGCGAUAACCGACCUCCUCCACUCUGCCAAGUUUCGAUUUCAACGGCCGGCUCACUCCGUAGUCGCACGCCUGCUCCGGCAGACGCACCCCGUGCGAGACGCCUCCUUCGACCGCCGAUCGAACUGGCAACGCGCUCAUUCGUAUUUCAAAACUGAAGUUCGAUUGACAUGACGCACAGCCAAUUUGUGGAUGUAAACAAAUCUGUUGAUGCUUUGUGAACUGUGAAAGUUGAUAAUAAGUGUAAGGAUAGAAAGUGUUGUUGAAUUAGUGCAAGAUGACGUCACGCUCGAAGGAAAAGGUAGCAGCUGCCUUCCGGAAGUUGUUCCGGUCGCCGGAGAAACUAGAGAACGACGGGGCUGGACCGAGCGGGUCCCCGGCCAGGCGAGGCCUGCUGCGGCGACACAGAGACGGCGUCAGUCCAGCAGAAGCAGCAGCGAGCCUCCCCGCCAGCCCGGGCGCGACGGGCGGCAAGAAGAAGGCGGCGGGCGCCAACGAGGUGCGCGAGCGCGCCGCCGCCGUGCGCACGCGCCGCCUCAUGAAGGAGCUCAAGGAGAUCCAGCGGUUGCAGGACAGCCGGCCUGAACCUAUAUUCACAGUGGAACUAGUAAACGACAACCUCUUCGAGUGGCACGUGCGCUUGCACCAGAUCGACCCCGAGAGCGAGCUGGCCGGCGACCUGCGCGAGCUGCACAUCCCGCACAUCCUACUGCACCUCAUCUUCCCGGAGAACUUCCCCUUCGCGCCGCCCUUCAUGCGGGUCAUCGAGCCCAGGAUAGAGAAGGGCUUUGUCAUGGAAGGAGGAGCAAUCUGUAUGGAACUGCUAACACCGCGAGGCUGGGCGUCCGCGUACACGGUAGAAGCAGUAGUGAUGCAGUUCGCAGCAUCCGUUGUCAAGGGCCAGGGGCGGGUUGCGCGGGCGCCGCCGCGGCCAUCGCGCGAAUUCUCGCGGCGGCGCGCCGAGGAAGCCUUCCGGUCGCUCGUCAAAACGCACGACAAAUACGGCUGGGUCACGCCGGCGCUGUCGGAUGGUUGAGUCAAAGUUCGACGUGUUCAACUGAAAUGCAGUAUGGAUCUCUUUUAGUUUUAUUUUAGUCGUAAUUACUUACUAGUGCAAAUUUUGAUAAAUAAUGCUCCGAUCUGUGUAAUUAGUUCAAUAUUACAAUGCGCAUAAAUGGAUGGUAAUUAAUUAAAAGUGAUUAUUUGAAUUGAUAACUUUUAAAAUGUAUUUGUUUGUAGUUUUCCGACUGUGAGUGGGAUGUUGCAAUUUAGUUGAUAGAAACAAAAAAGUCUAACAUGAGUAGGUCUGUAUGCCAAGUUUCAAGUUUGAAGCAAUAGCACCCCAUGAUAAUAAGAUUUGAAUGUUCUAACGUACAAAUAUGUAUUUAUAAAUAUUUCUUAUAUGCAACCAUACAAUAGCAUGUAAUAUUUUUACAAUGAUAUCACAGUUAGGACUUAUUUUGAAUACUCCUUUGAUCGAUUGGCUUCGUGUACCCAACGUAUUUUUCUAUCGGACAUUAAACCUGGGACAAACUUUUCAUGACGCUACCCACUACGCCACUGAGCAAUGUAGGUGACAAGGAUCUCGCCUUUGAAUCUAAAAUCAUUUUAUCAUAAAAUGACAGUAGACCUUUACUAAUCUUGGUAGGUAUUUCAGAUACGAUGUUAUCACUAAAUCAAGCGUGUGUGCCAAAAAAAAUUUGUGUAAUGCUCAGUUAUUAUUUUAAUAUUCACCAUAAAUAACUUAUUGUAAAUAGAAACAUUAAUUUCCGAAAUACGCUCAAUACCAACAUCAAUAUUAAUACUUAAUGUGUCUUUAAUGUAUAAAGAAAAAUUCCGCCAAUUUUAAGAGAAAACAAAUGCUCUUUUUUUAUGUUAAUGGUUUACUAAAGCUAAUUUCAAAAUAAAUAAGUAUGUAAUUAAAUGUACCUAUACUUACAAAAAUAUCGUAUUUAGAUACGACAAUACAAAUCUGUUUCUACAUGUACAAAUACAAAUAUUUUAAACUUUUUAAAAUUGAAGCUCCAUAUUUUUUUGCAGAUUGAAGCUUACGAUUGAAAGUAAAUGUUUCCGUCCCAAAGUCAUUUAAUCAUUUUUGAUAUUAUAGAUAAAUUUAGUAGUAUUUUAAAGUUCAACCAAACAAUUUACUGUAAAAGCAGAUUGAAAAUUCGUAUUUUAAACUCCUUUUUUAAUGAACCACCUGAAUCAUUCAUACUUGAUAACACAUGCUAUAAAUUGCAUGCUUUAUUAUCUGAAUAAUUAGUAGUAAAGUCAAAUUAUUACCUAACUACAGUGUGUUUCCAUGAGUAGAAAUCGCUCAAAUUAGUGGAUAUUUUUCUUAAAAUGUAAAAUUAAAGGCUUGUGGUAUUAUAAAAGUGUAAAUUAAAUAUAACAUUUUAUGUAUAGACUUACUUUAGGAAAUGGAUGUUGUUAAUUUGUUUGGUGAACCAAAGAUGUUUAUUUUGUAUAAGUAAAAUUCAUCCAGUGCAAGAUAUGAAUUUAUAAGUGGAUUCUAUGUACAACGUUAUUAUGGGUGUAAUAAAUAAAUUACCUGCAAUGAUC